Molecule: messenger RNA, 1979 nt
Organism: Egretta garzetta (little egret)
Lineage: Eukaryota; Metazoa; Chordata; Aves; Pelecaniformes; Ardeidae
Gene: IRF8
Product: interferon regulatory factor 8
Exons: 9
Coding region: 340-1626 (428 amino acids)
Biological process (GO): regulation of transcription by RNA polymerase II; immune system process
Cellular component (GO): nucleus
Molecular function (GO): protein binding; RNA polymerase II cis-regulatory region sequence-specific DNA binding; DNA-binding transcription factor activity, RNA polymerase II-specific
Source: RefSeq, a predicted model, not a curated record
UGUGCCCUCGGCCUGGCUUUGGCUGUUGCCAUCCCUAAAACCAGAGGCUGCGCGGGAGGUGGCUGGGGGGGGUCUGCGUGUCCCAUGCGAUGGAGAUGGGGCAGGACUUGGUGGCAAAGAGCUGGUGUGAGCCUGUGGCAAAGCGGGGACCAGGAGGUCUUGGGCUGUGCUGGGAGCAUCCUUGUCUUCUCCCCAGAACCUUCCCAUGGGGCAGUAAACUGAAAAAAAAAAAUGAGGGAGAAGCAGUUUUGUAAAAUUUGGAGGAGAGCUGUGAGCCCCAAAGGCCUGGAGGGCUGAUCCUGGAGCUGCUGGUCACUUCUGCCAGGCCACCAACUCCUGAUGUGUGACCGCAACGGCGGGCGGCGGCUCCGGCAGUGGCUGAUCGAGCAGAUCGACAGCGAGCUGUACCCUGGGCUCAUCUGGGAGAAUGAGGAGAAAACCAUGUUCCGCAUCCCGUGGAAACAUGCUGGGAAGCAGGACUACAACCAGGAGGUGGAUGCCUCUAUUUUCAAGGCCUGGGCUGUUUUCAAAGGCAAGUUCAAAGAAGGUGACAAAGCAGAGCCGGCCACGUGGAAAACGCGACUGCGCUGCGCCUUGAACAAGAGCCCUGACUUUGAGGAGGUGACGGAUAGAUCCCAGCUGGACAUCUCUGAGCCCUACAAGGUCUACAGGAUUGUGCCGGAGGAGGAACAGAAAUGCAAAGCGGGCAUUGCCAAUGGGAGCAGCCUGAAUGAUGUCACGGAGAUGGACUGCAGUUCCUCUGCAAUUGAUGACCUCAUUAAAGAGCCCCCCUGUGUCGAUGAAUACCUGGGGAUCAUCAAGCGAAGCCCCUCACCCCCCCAGGAGACCUGCAGAAACCCCCUGAUACCCGACUGGUGGGUGCAGCAGCCCAGCCCUGCGUUGCCCCUGAUGAACGGAUACUCUGGCUACGAGCAGCAUCAUUCGGGUUACUCCCAGAUGGUGAUCAACUUCUUCUAUGGCGGGAGGCUGGUGGGCCACAUCACCACCUCGUGCACCGAGGGGUGCCGGAUCUCGCUCAGCCAGCCCUCCAGCCAUGGCGAGAAGCUGUAUGCCCCAGAUGCCCUGGAGCACGUGCAGUUCCCCUCGGCAGAUGCCAUCCAGAAUGACCGCCAGAAGCAGAUCACCAGGAAGCUCUUUGGGCACCUGGAGAGGGGUGUCCUCCUGCACAGCAACAAGCAGGGCAUCUUCAUCAAGAGGCUGUGCCAGGGCAGGGUCUUCUGGAGCGGGAACACCAUGGUCUACAAGGACAGGCCCAACAAACUGGACCGGGAUGAGGUGGUGAAGAUAUUUGACACCAGUUUCUUCUUCAGAGAGCUGCAGCAGUACUACAACAACCAGGGCCGCUUCCCAGACAGCAGGGUCAUGCUGUGCUUUGGAGAGGAGUUCCCAGAUGCCGUGCCCCUGCGGUGUAAGCUCAUCCUUGUCCAGGUGGAGCAGCUGUGUGUCAGGCAGGUGGUGGAGGAGGCUGGGAAGACCUGCAGCAGCAGCCCUAUGCUCCCCAUAGCUGAUGAGACACAGCAUGACCAGGUGUACAGGAUCUUCCAGGACAUCUGUGCGACGCACCAGCGGCCGCUCUUCAGAGAAAACCAGCAGAUUGCUGUCUGAGCCUCCUUUGCCGCGGAUGUAGCGCAGUGGUUUGGGUUGAUCAAGACCCAGUUUGGUCCCAUUAGUGCUUAAAUUCCCAUUUUGAAAAGUUGGUUUUUGUUCUUUGCUGUUUCCAGUCCACAGUCUGUAUAAAUACAGCAGUGAAAAUCACCAUGAAGAAAGCAGGUUGGAUGCUCAGUGUCUGUCCCAUGGACUCUUUACUGGUUAAAAAUGACUUCUGUACCAAGCAGGGUGGUGCUGGUACUGUUGUUGGUAGCUAAUGGCAGGGGGAGGAGGCAGCAUCUGAGCUGCAUGGGGACGGUCAGGGCUGGGAGCGCUUUGUGUUGCCUUUGUUAACAGCCAGUCAAGCAGAA